AUGAACCUACUUGGGAAAGAUCAAGCACUGCUCUGGAUUUGGGCAUGGAUUCUCUGUUCUUGCAGCCCAAUUGGAAUUUACGGAAAGUCUCCCACCCAGAAGUCUUCCGCUGAGAAAACUGUUAAAAAAAAUGCAUCACAGAAGUCGUCUAAUGGAAAUCGCAAACCUGGUCCAAUAAAACCAUCCCCAUCUCCAAUACAACAAUUUAAAAGUCACAGUGGACAGGUUUGCAGCACUUGGGGAAAUUAUCACUUCAAAACAUUUGAUGGAGAUACCUACACAUUUCCUGGCACAUGCAAUUAUGUAUUUGCCUCCCACUGCAAAAGCAACAAUGAAGACUUCAACAUUCAGAUCCGACGCACUGUGGUAAAGGGCAUCCCUGUUAUAAACCAAAUAACAGCAAUAUUAAAGGGAGUGGUGUUGGAACUAAAAGAUAAUACUAUAAUGAUGGAUGGGAUCAUGGUGAAAGAGAUUCCUGCUGAAAAGUCUAGGGUUCAUAUUGGCAAACUCGGCCACAACAUCAAGAUCAAAGUAUCCAGUGAUAUUUCUCUGCUAUGGAACGGAAAAGACAGUCUGCUGCUGAAACUGAACCGUAAAAAAUAUGCAAAGCAAACCUGUGGACUGUGUGGUGAUUUUAGUGGUGUCAGUGGAUUCAAAUUAGAUGGUAAACCGCUCUCUCCAGUGCAAUAUGGAAAUUUACAAAAAAUUAGUGGUCCUACUGAAGAGUGUCUAGAUGUGCCCGAUUUCACUCCGAAAUAUUGCAAAGAUAAGGGUGAAAUAUGUAAGAAUAUUCUGACCUCUGCCGCCUUCUCCAAUUGUAACACCAUUCUAAAACCUAUGGAUUACAUAGAUAUGUGUGUGCAGGACCUCUGUCAGUGUGAUGCGAAGGACAAAAUGCGCUGCCUGUGUGGUGCGUUUACUGAGUAUUCACGGCAGUGCACUCACGCUGGUGGAGUCCCUGGGAGCUGGAGAACCCCAAAAAUGUGCCCUCUGUCAUGCCCCCCUAAUAUGGUAUACCAAGAAAGUGGCUCCCCUUGCCCCAAUACAUGUUCCAAUACAGAGAGAACUGAGGUUUGUGAAGACCAUGGCACUGAUGGCUGCUUUUGUACUCCGGGAACUGUGCUUGACGACAUAAAUAACAAAGGCUGUAUCCUCCAAGAGGAUUGUUACUGUGUCUAUAACAGUGAGACUUACUCACCAGGAUCGUCUUACAGUAAUCCAUGCCGAGAAUGUACUUGUGCCAGCGGAAAAUGGAAGUGUAAAGAGUUUCCUUGCACAGGAACCUGUUCAGUUGAAGGUGGAUCACAUAUUUUAAGCUUUGAUGGAUUCCGUUACAGUUUUAAUGGGGAUUGCAGCUAUGUACUCGUUAAGCAUGAUGAUUUCACUAUACUUGCCGAUCUACGCAAAUGCGGCGGAUUCUCUAACAAAAGAUCCUGCCUGAGAAAUGUGGUUUUGGCCUUACAAAACGGGACAACUGUGCUUGCCAUCAGAGAGAAUGGUGCCAUUUUCCUCAACUGGAUACAAAUUCACCUGCCCAUCUCAAUUGCAAAAAUUACAGCCUUUUGGUCUACAUCUUUCUACGUAAACAUACACACAGAAUUUGAUGUCGAAGUACAAGUCCAGUUGACACCAACUAUGCAUGUGUAUGUCACUGUUGGUCCAUCCUAUCAUGGUCAGACUGUCGGAUUGUGUGGAAACUUCAACAACAUCCAGAGCGAUGAUUUUAAGGUUACUAGUGGGAUCUCUGAAGGGACCGCUGCCUCAUUCGCUAAUUCAUGGAAGAGUAACAGCAACUGUCCCAAUAUCAAGAACAGUUACGAGGACCCAUGUUCUGUGAAUCUGGAGAAGGAAAAAUAUGCACAGCAUUGGUGUGGUCUGCUCACAUCUCCGUCUGGACCCUUCUCCCCUUGCCACUCUAUAGAAAAUCCACUGGCAUUUCAUGCGAAAUGCCUUUCAGACACAUGUAGCUGUAAAGACAGCGAGGAAUGCAUGUGUGCAGCUCUGGGUUCAUAUGCCUAUGCAUGUGCCAAGAAAAGUGUCACCCUCUUUGGAUGGAGAGACAAUGUCUGUGAAAAGUACACCAAAUCUUGCAAAGAUUCCCAGGUAUACCAGUAUAAUGUAACACGGUGUCAGCCCACCUGCCGAUCUCGCAGUAAUGAUGACACAACAUUCAACUAUGAAUUUUCUCCGGUGGAUGGCUGUGUGUGCAGAGAAGGAACAUAUCUGAAUGACAAUGGAGAUUGUGUAGAUUCAAGUUCAUGCCCAUGUUACUACCAAGGCAAUGCCAUGCAAUCUGGAGAAAUGGCUGAAGAGGAUGGAAUUGCGUGCACCUGUGAAAGAGGCCAUCUGACCUGUGUGGGAGCAGUCAUUAAAGAACCAGUUUGCCCAGACCCACUGGCUUAUUUUAAUUGUUCCGGAGCUCAAAAAGGAACCAAGGGGGUGGAGUGUCAGAAGAGCUGUCAUACAUUAGACAUGGACUGCUUUAGCUCUCAGUGUAUAUCAGGUUGUAUGUGCCCUCCUGGCCUGGUUUCUGAUGGGGAAGGAGGUUGCAUCGGUAAGGAGCAGUGCCCAUGUAUACAUAAUGAAGCUACAUAUAAACCAGGAGACACCAUCUUGAUUGGUUGUAACACAUGCACCUGUAAGAACAGAUUAUGGCAGUGCACUCAUAAACCUUGCCUUGGAACGUGUUCCGUUUAUGGGGAUGGUCAUUACAUCACUUUUGAUGGCAAGCAAUUUACCUUUAGUGGGAGCUGUGAAUAUAUAUUAGCCCAGGAUAAUUGUGGUGAGAAUGGAGGUCAAAGCUCUUUCAAAGUUAUCACUGAGAAUGUGCCCUGUGGAAUGACUAACGUCACAUGUUCAAAAUACCUCAAGUUAUUUAUUGCAGGUGAAGAGCUUCUUCUUGACAAUGAAAAGAUUGAAGUGAUGAAGAGAGAUGAAAACAAUACAAUUCCUUAUCAUGUUAUACACAGAGGCAUAUAUAUGGUGAUAAAAACUGAUAAUGGGUGCAUCCUCAUGUGGGACAAGAAGACAACAAUGCACAUCAAGCUUGCUCCUCAUUUCCAGGGUAAAGUCUGUGGCAUUUGUGGUAACUAUGAUGGAAAUGCAAACAAUGAUUUAACUACAAGAAGUCAAUCCGUGGUGGAGAACCUAAUAGAGUUUGGUAACAGCUGGAAAACUGACCCUAACUGUCCAAAUGUGCAUGUUGUCAAUGAUCCAUGUUCUAUCAACCCAUACAGAAAAGCUUGGGCACUGAGGCAGUGUGGAAUCAUUACCAGUGAAGUCUUUAAAUAUUGCCACCCUCAGGUUGAUCCUAUGACAUAUUAUGAGUCUUGCAUUAGUGACUCAUGUGCCUGUGAUACCGGUGGGGAUUGUGAAUGCUUUUGUACUACUGUUGCAUUAUAUGCCCAGGCCUGCAGUGAAAAAGGAUUAUGUAUAAACUGGAGGACACCAACUAUAUGUCCCGUGUUUUGCGAUUACUAUAAUGAUGCUGGAGACUGCGAAUGGCAUUAUAAAGCCUGUGGAGAUAAAUGUAUGAAGACUUGCAGAAACCCAGAAGGAGAGUGCCUACAUGAACUUUCAGGCUGUGAAGGCUGCUACCCUAAAUGCCCACCAUCUAGACCCUAUUUUGAUGAAGAUAACAUGAAGUGCGUGGCUCAGUGUGGCUGUGUUGACAAUGGCAUCUUUUAUAAUUAUGGAGAUAAACUACAACGCAGCUGUUAUUCUUGUGUUUGUGCUAAGGAUAGGAUCAGAUGUGAUUAUAAUAUUACAGCCUGUCAGUGCAUUUAUGAAAACAAUACAUAUUACUAUGAGGAUGCAAUUCCUUACUCUAAUGCAGAAGAUGGUAAAUGCAGCCAAAGGAAAUGUGGUGAAGAUGGAAAAAUUGUUACAAUAGCUUUCAAUAACUGCACAGCAGAACCAUCACCGGUCCCGGUACUCCCACAAGAAUACAACCUGACAACCACAAUGACUACAAUAAAACAUACAACUGGAAGAAUGUCUACAGAACAAUUCACUUCAAGGAAAUAUUAUAAUACUUCAGCAUCUACACAUUCCACAACUACUUCUACUAAAUCUACACUGUUGCAUACUCCAUCAACAACACCUAUUAAAUCAACUGGUUAUUCUUCCAGCCCUUCGAAAACAGAGUCAAUAACAACAAGUACAACAACGGUCUUAAAAACUACAUCAGGCCCAUCUACACAUUCCACAACUACUUCUACUAAAUUUACAGUGUUGUAUACUCCAUCAACACCUAAAAAAUCAACUAGUCAUUCUCCCAGCCCUUCGACAAAAGAGUCAAUAAUAUCAAGUACAACAACAGUCCUGAAAACUAAACCAAGCCCAUCUACACAUCCCACAACUACUUCUACUAAAUCUACACUGUUGUAUACUCCAACAACUAAAAAAUCAACUAGUCAUUCUCCCAGCCCUUCGACAACAGAGUCAAUAACCUCAAGUACAACAGUUUUGAAAACUACAUCAGGCCUAUCUACACAUUCCACAACUACAUCUACUAAAUCUACACAUACUCCAUCAACACCUAAAAAAUCAACUAGUCAAUCUCCCAGCCCUUCAACAACAGAGUCAAUAACCCCAAGAACAACAACAGUCUUGAAAACUACAUCAGGCCCAUCUACACAUUCCACAACUACGUCUACUAAAUCUACACAUACUCCAUCAACACCUAAAAAAUCAACUAGUCAUUCUCCCAGCCCUUCAACAACAGAGUCAAUAACCCCAAGAGCAACAACAGUCUUGAAAACUAAACCAAGCCCAUCUACACAUCCCACAACUACUUCUACUAAAUCUACACUGUUGUAUACUCCAACAACUAAAAAAUCAACUAGUCAUUCUCCCAGUCCUUCGACAACAAAGUCAAUAACCUCAAGUACAACAGUCUUGAAAACUACAUCAGGCCCAUCUACACAUUCGACAACUACGUCUACUAAAUCUACACCAUCAACACCUAAAAAAUCAACUAGUCAUUCUCCCAGCCCUUCAACAACAGAGUCAAUAACCCCAAGAACAACAACAGUCUUGAAAACUAAACCAAGCCCAUCUACACAUCCCACAACUACUUCUACUAAAUCUACACUGUUGUAUACUCCAACAACUAAAAAAUUAACUAGUCAUUCUCCCAGCCCUUCGACAACAGAGUCAAUAACCUCAAGUACAACAGUCUUGAAAACUACAUCAGGCCCAUCUACACAUUCCACAACUACAUCUACUAAAUCUACAAAUACUCCAUCAACACCUAAAAAAUCAACUAGUCAUUCUCCCAGCCCUUCAACAGCAGAGUCAAUAAUCCCAAGAACAACAAUAGUCUUGACAACUAAACCAAGCCCAUCUACACAUCCCACAACUACUUCUACUAAAUCUACACUGUUGUAUACUCCAACAACUAAAAAAUCAACUAGUCAUUCUCCCAACCCUUCGACAACAGAGUCAAUAAUCUCAAGUACAACAGUCUUGAAAACUACAUCAGGCCCAUCUACACAUUCAACAACUACGUCUACUAAAUAUACACAUACUCCAUCAACACCUAAAAAAUCAACUAGUCAUUCUCCCAGCCCUUCAACAACAGAGUCAAUAACCCCAAGAACAACAACAGUCUUGACAACUAAACCAAGCCCGUCUACACAUCCCACAACUACUUCUACUAAAUCUACACUGUUGUAUACUCCAACAACUAAAAAAUCAACUAGUCAUUCUCCCAGCCCUUCGACAACAGAGUCAAUAACCUCAAGUACAACAGUCUUGAAAACUACAUCAGGCCCAUCUACACAUUCCACAACUACAUCUACUAAAUCUACACAUACUCCAUCAACACCUAAAAAAUCAACUAGUCAUUCUCCCAGCCCUUCAACAACAGAGUCAAUAACCCCAAGAACAACAAUAGUCUUGACAACUAAACCAAGCCCAUCUACACAUCCCACAACUACUUCUACUAAAUCUACACUGUUGUAUACUCCAACAACUAAAAAAUCAACUAGUCAUUCUCCCAACCCUUCGACAACAGAGUCAAUAAUCUCAAGUACAACAGUCUUGAAAACUACAUCAGGCCCAUCUACACAUUCCACAACUACGUCUACUAAAUAUACACAUACUCCAUCAACACCUAAAAAAUCAACUAGUCAUUCUCCCAGCCCUUCAACAACAGAGUCAAUAACCCCAAGAACAACAACAGUCUUGACAACUAAACCAAGCCCAUCUACACAUCCCACAACUACUUCUACUAAAUCUACACUGUUGUAUACUCCAACAACUAAAAAAUCAACUAGUCAUUCUCCCAGCCCUUCGACAACAGAGUCAAUAACCUCAAGUACAACAGUCUUGAAAACUACAUCAGGCCCAUCUACACAUUCCACAACUACAUCUACUAAAUCUACAAAUACUCCAUCAACACCUAAAAAAUCAACUAGUCAUUCUCCUAGCCCUUCAACAACAGAGUCAAUAACCCCAAGAACAACAACAGUCUUGAAAACUACAUCAGGCCCAUCUACACAUUCCACAACUACAUCUACUAAAUCUACACAUACUCCAUCAACACCUAAAAAAUCAACUAGUCAUUCUCCCAGCCCUACAACAACAGAGUCAAUAACCCCAAGAACAACAAUAGUCUUGACAACUAAACCAAGCCCAUCUACACAUCCCACAACUACUUCUACUAAAUCUACACUGUUGUAUACUCCAACAACUAAAAAAUCAACUAGUCAUUCUCCCAACCCUUCGACAACAGAGUCAAUAAUCUCAAGUACAACAGUCUUGAAAACUACAUCAGGUCCAUCUACACAUUCCACAACUACGUCUACUAAAUAUACACAUACUCCAUCAACACCUAAAAAAUCAACUAGUCAUUCUCCCAGCCCUUCAACAACAGAGUCAAUAAUCCCAAGAACAACAACAGUGUUGACAACUAAACCAAGCCCAUCUACACAUCCCACAACUACUUCUACUAAAUCUACACUGUUGUAUACUCCAACAACUAAAAAAUCAACUAGUCAUUCUCCCAGCCCUUCGACAACAGAGUCAAUAACCUCAAGUACAACAGUCUUGAAAACUACAUCAGGCCCAUCUACACAUUCGACAACUACGUCUACUAAAUCUAUACAUACUCCAUCAACACCUAAAAAAUCAACUAGUCAUUCUCCCAGCCCUUCGACAAUAGAGUCAAUAACCUCAAGUACAACAGUCUUGAAAACUACAUCAGGCCCAUCUACACAUUCCACAACUACAUCUACUAAAUCUACACAUACUCCAUCAACACCUAAAAAAUCAACUAGUCAUUCUCCCAGCCCUUCAACAACAGAGUCAAUAACCCCAAGAGCAACAACAGUCUUGAAAACUAAACCAAGCCCAUCUACACAUCCCACAACUACUUCUACUAAAUCUACACUGUUGUAUACUCCAACAACUAAAAAAUCAACUAGUCAUUCUCCCAGCCCUUCGACAACAGAGUCAAUAACCUCAAGUACAACAGUCUUGAAAACUACAUCAGGCCCAUCUACACAUUCCACAACUACGUCUACUAAAUCUACACAUACUCCAUCAACACCUAAAAAAUCAACUAGUCAUUCUCCCAGCCCUUCAACAACAGAGUCAAUAACCCCAAGAACAACAACAGUCUUGAAAACUACAUCAGGCCCAUCUACACAUUCUACAACUACAUCUACUAAAUCUACACAUACUCCAUCAACACCGAAAAAAUCAACUAGUCGUUCUCCCAGCCCUUCAACAACAGAGUCAAUAACCCCAAGAACAACAACAAUCUUGAAAACUAAACCAAGCCCAUCUACACAUCCCACAACUACUUCUACUAAAUCUACACUGUUGUAUACUCCAACAACUAAAAAAUCAACUAGUCAUUCUCCCAGCCCUUCGACAACAGAGUCAAUAACCUCAAGUACAACAGUCUUGAAAACUACAUCAGGCCCAUCUACACAUUCCACAACUACGUCUACUAAAUCUACACAUACUCCAUCAACACCUAAAAAAUCAACUAGUCAUUCUCCCAGCCCUUCAACAACAGAGUCAAUAACCCCAAGAACAACAACAGUCUUGAAAACUACAACAGGCCCAUCUACACAUUCCACAACUACAUCUACCAAAUCUACACAUACUCCAUCAACACCUAAAAAAUCAACUAGUCAUUCUCCCAGCCCUUCAACAACAGAGUCAAUAUUGCUAAGUACAACAAAAGUCUGGAAAACAACACCAGGCCAAUCUCCAAAGCCCAUAACUGCUUCUACUAAAUCUAUACUGUUUUAUACUCCAACAACUAAAGAAUCAACUAGUCAUUCUCCCAGCCCUUCAACAACAGAGUCAAUAACCCCAAGAACAACAACAGUCUUGAAAACUACAACAGGCCCAUCUACACAUUCCACAACUACAUCUACUAAAUCUACACAUACUCCAUCAACACCUAAAACAUCAACUAGUCAUUCUCCCAGCCCUUCAACAACAAAGUCAAUAACCCCAAGAACAACAACAGUCUUGAAAACUACAUCAGGCCCAUCUACAUAUUCCACAACUAAGUCUACUAAAUCUACACAUACUCCAUCAACACCUAAAAAAUCAACUAGUUAUUCUCCCAGCCCUUCAACAACAGAGUCAAUAACCCCAAGAACAACAACAGUCUUGAAAACUACAACAGGCCCAUCUACACAUUCCACAACUACAUCUACUAAAUCUACAUAUACUCCAUCAACACCUAAAAAAUCAACUAGUCAUUCUUCCAGCCCUUCAACAACAGAGUCAAUAACCCCAAGAACAACAACAGUCUUGAAAACUACAACAGGCCCAUCUACACAUUCCACAACUACAUCUACUAAAUCUUCACAUACUCCAUCAACACCUAAAAAAUCAACUAGUCAUUCUCCCAGCCCUUCAACAACAGAGUCAAUAACCCCAAGAACAACAACAGUCUUGAAAACUACAUCAGGCCCAUCUACACAUUCCACAACUGUGUCUACUAAAUCUACACAUACUCCAUCAACACCAAAAACAUCAACUAGUCAUUCUCCCAGCCCUUCAACAAAAGAGUCAAUAACCCCAAGAACAACAACAGUCUUGCAAACUACAUCAGGCCCAUCUACACAUCCCACAACUACUUCUACUAAAUCUACACUGUUAUCUACUCCAACAUCUAAAAAAUCAGCUAGUCAUUCUCCCAUGCCUUCAACAACAGAAUUAAUAACACUAAGUACCACAACUGUCUUAGAACAUACUACAGGUCCAUCUACACAUUUUACUAUUUUUACCAAACCUGAAAUGUCUUAUACUUCACCAAAAACACUAUCUACUAGCCCUACUGUUCAAUGCCACUGGACAGACUGGUUUGAUAUGAACCAUCCAACAUCUGAUAAUGAUGGUGGAGAUGAAGAGAACUAUGAAAUUGCAAAAAAUAGAGGAUUUUAUGUUUGCAGUAAUAAAACCUUUAUCAAAGACAUUAAAUGUAGGGCUAGCUCAUAUCCUGACAUUUCCAUCGAAAACCUUCCUCAAAAAGUCACCUGCAAUAUUGAAACGGGUCUGCUGUGCAGAAACCAAGAUAAUCCUGGUCCACUUAAUAUGUGCUUGAAUUAUGAAGCAAAAUUCUGUUGUGGAGAAAUCAUAACAACUACAUCAACUUCCCCAAGAUCAACAUCUGCCCUUACUUUCAGCAUUUCAACAACAGUAUCAACAGAAAGGCCUCAUUUCUGUGUUUAUAAAGGCUACAGAUAUAAGGUGGGAUCCUCUGUUCCCAAAAACCCAGAAAGCUGUGAAGAAUGUCAGUGCACACAAGAAAAGAAUAUUGCAAAAGUAACAUGCAAAAUAAAAGCGUGCCAGACUAACUGCUCGCUGGGUUUUACAUACAAACCGGAACCUACAAAGUGUUGUGGAAAAUGUGUACGGAAUACAUGUGUCCUUGAAGCCGCUGAGAUAAUAAAGGGCUAUUCAAUUGGAGAUUCAGUAGAACAGUGUUGUCACAGUUGUUCCCAGGAUGUUUGCGCCAUAAAUAACACUGUGUUGAUCAAGCCUGGAAAACAUUGGAACCCGCCUGGUGAUAAGUGCACAUUUUAUGACUGUGACGCAAACAAACUAACAGUCAUAAGAAGAGUGAUGUCUUGUCCAGUGCAAAAAAAUCUAACGUGUCCAGAGGGUAUUAUGGUUAACUUUACAAGCGCAGAUGGAUGCUGCACAAUGCAAUACUGUGAACCACGAAAGUGUGAUGUAAUGAAAUCAUGGGAGGUUAUCAAAAGUAAUGGGUGCACUGCCAAUGUGAUGUUAACAAACUGUGGAGGUUACUGCAGCUCUAUGUCCAGACACCCCAGUUUUCCUAAGAUGGUUAAACAUGACUGCACCUGCUGCCAGCCGAUAAAUACCACAAUGAAGAAAGUUCAAUUGCUAUGUGAAACUGGAAGGAAAAUAGCAUACAAUUACACCGAUGUUGUCCAGUGUGCAUGUAGGAAAGCAGACUGUGUGUUCAUAGAAUAAAACGACUGGUAUAUGUGGUACAACGAAGACACACUGUUAGACCAGUCCCUGUUAUAAUUAUACUUUGAGAAUUUUUUCUGACACAAAUUAAAUUAUUCUUUAAAUCGUAAUUCCUAUACAAUUGCAUAAAUAAAAUAUAAAAAUGUAAUAAGGUAUGAUAAGAGAAUAUAAGCAACUAGCGAAGGUUGAUAUAUGUCACGUGUCAGCACUAUAUGAGCCAUGCAAUAAAUGUAGUAUAUACAGCACUAUAAAAUGAAGGCAGAAAAUUGAUUUGCACAGGGAAAAUUUAUGGUUUCUACACAUUUCUAAUGGUAAUAAAUACAUUUUCGUCAAUGCUGAUAUAUUAAUAUAUAUUCUAUUAAAAUGAUAAAA
Molecule: messenger RNA, 10845 nt
Organism: Bufo gargarizans (Asiatic toad)
Lineage: Eukaryota; Metazoa; Chordata; Amphibia; Anura; Bufonidae
Product: mucin-5AC-like
Exons: 38
Coding region: 1-10473 (3490 amino acids)
Cellular component (GO): extracellular matrix
Molecular function (GO): protein binding
Source: RefSeq, a predicted model, not a curated record